Sphaeroforma arctica JP610 is the source of this 1029-nucleotide messenger RNA. RefSeq lists its product as hypothetical. NCBI's taxonomy places the organism in Eukaryota, Ichthyosporea, Ichthyophonida. The transcript has 5 exons. Gene Ontology annotation, molecular function: microtubule binding. The record is from RefSeq and is a predicted model, not a curated record. The coding region runs from base 1 to 642 and encodes 213 amino acids. Gene Ontology annotation, cellular component: cytoplasm; spindle microtubule; mitotic spindle pole.
AUGAUUGUGAAUCAACAGACUCACGCAUACCUUGUCGAGUACAUAAAGAACAACCCAACGGAUGCGGACGCACUCUGGCGGUACGCGCGCGCGUGUCACGACAUGGCCACAGUAACUGCAGACAAGGAGAAGAAGAAGGCCUACGUCUACGAAGCACACGAGGUUGCGAAACAGGCCCUCGAGUUGGCACCCACCAACUUUGCGUGUCAUAAAUGGUAUGCUAUCACUCUCAGCUCAAUCGGUGACUACGAGGGUACCAAAAGCACCAUUGAGAACGCGUUCCCUGUGAGAAAGCACUUCGAAAAGGCUCUAGAGCUCUCCCCUGGCGAUGCAACUACAAGUCAUCUGCUGGGACUAUGGCAUUAUACUAUCGCCGAUAUGUCGUGGUACGUGAGGAAAAUCGCGGCCACUAUAUUUGCGUCGCCUCCGGAAUCCACGUACGAAGCAGCGCGUGAUUGUUUUGCGCAGGCCGAGGCGUCUGAACCUGGUUUUUAUCUUAAAAACGCUCUCAUGCUCGGCAAGGCUUACGCCGCAAUCGGAGAUAGUGCUCAGGCCAAGAUUUGGUUCGAGAAGGCGAAGAAUAUGCCGGUUGGGAACGCCGAUGAUAAAGAAGCUCAAGCGGAGGCCGCGAAACUGUGCUAAUGCGGUUGCAGCCAACAUCAAUGUUCAGCUUACUGAUAGUUUGAGGCUAAAAGUGAAUUUGAGCCUUAAUACUUUUUGCCCUUGUAGACGCUUGUGGGAUACCGUGAGUACUGGGUUUAAACUAGUCCGCAUGUGGAGAAGUUCGAAUAUAAUAGAACAAACAGCAAGAAGACUUCCUGCACAUCAUAUCAAUCAAAAGCGAUAUAGACUAUUACACAAGUGCAUAUGCUGGAAUCUAAGUAAGCUCGAUCGCUCCGGUUCUGUGGAUUGCGAGCCUCGGCGGCAUAACUUUUGGUCAUCGCAGCAUAUCUGUAUACAGUAAAGUAAACAAAAGUAAACAUCAACUACACACGCUGGCUCUCAUGAACUAGAACCAGCACGUUUGAC